UUUUACCCAUAGGCCAUGAGUGAGCAGAAUAACGGAAUCGCACCGCCAUUGAUACUCACUAUUAUUAACUUCUGCACCUCAGCAGUUCGUCGCCCUCCGCUUGUUUGUCAAAUAACUGAAAGUGUUGUCGUUCAACUUUCGUUCGGUAGCUUCGUAUUUCCUCCUAUUCCUCAAUUUAUUUUUGCCCUUCCUCUUUGUUUGACUUUUUUAGAAGCUCUCAAAUUUCCCAAAUAUUCAAACAAUCAGUAUCAUAAUAGUCAUUCAUCGUAUGUCUCACAAGUACAUAGCAUCGCUCCAACAUCCAACAACAACUGUAUGCCUCACCAGUCAUCCAUCCUCUGCCUCAGUCAACGAUCGCCUCAUACAAUAACAAAAUGUCACGAUGUUAUGCAAGAUUCACACUCUGCGGCGUCUUUAACCGGGCAACGGGAUAUUAUUCCACCACCUCGUCCCCGAAGUAACCAAACAAACCUCCACCUCAGACGACCGCGAUCUAUCGCCCGAUUCUUGCAAAAUCAACCGAGGCAUCUUUCGGCUUGCCUUUUCUUUCGUUUCGCCUGGUCAGCACUCUCCUCUUCUUCCCCGACACUUGGUCAGUGUUCAUUUCCCCCCCCGGUCCGACAGCUCCGUCCCCGCCACGAGUUAGCGAUAACUUUCUCCCGAGAGAGAUGAGUAAGCAGAAGGAAGGAAAGGUAUAUAAGAAGAUAGCUUUUCGUAGUUUUCAUAGUCCCUAGAAAAUCAAUACUGUUGUCCUUUCUCACUACCUUGCCUCCGAGCAUUCUUUUCUUUUAAGUCGCUUCAGUCAGCCCUUAGUCCAGCUCCUGCUCCUUCAGGCCCUGGCUAUUCCUUCCUCUAAGUCCAGCUUCUGUUCCGUCAGCCUGGCAAUUCUUCCGUCCGGCUCUGCUAGGCGUGAAU
Cryptococcus deneoformans JEC21 is the source of this 915-nucleotide messenger RNA. RefSeq lists its product as hypothetical. The record is from RefSeq and is a predicted model, not a curated record. NCBI's taxonomy places the organism in Eukaryota, Fungi, Basidiomycota, Tremellomycetes, Tremellales, Cryptococcaceae. The transcript has a single exon. Bases 16 to 672 code for a protein of 218 amino acids.